AUGCCAGCCUCAACUUCAGCCCUCUUAUCAGCCAUCCGACCCCGAACCGUCUCAUUGACGGGGUACAAUCACUUCCUUACCCCUUUACGGAAAAUAAUAAUCGAUUAUGACCCAUUAUCGCCUUCUCAAGCUGGAAUUAGGACAUACUUGAAGAGUCCGAUGGUGAAGAUGGCAGAGGCCAACCCGGACAUUGAGGUUUUGGUCCGGAGAUUAAGAAGAGGGAAGGCCGCUGUGAUUAGGGGGCAUUAUGUCAACGGGAGAGAUAAGGUCAUCUGUGUCAACGGCCUAGAAACCAAUGAAAUAACGAACAAAGUCGGCCUUCUUCUUUCAGCCUCGGGAGCCAAGCUCAAGCCGCUCAAGAACCUCACGCUUGAGGCCGCGCCUGGUGCGGAGUCUGCGCGGGGUAUCUGGAGCGCCUUGCAUGAUGAGCGUAAGCCGGGCGGGGGGUAUAGAAUAUAG
Dioszegia hungarica is the source of this 459-nucleotide messenger RNA. RefSeq lists its product as uncharacterized. NCBI's taxonomy places the organism in Eukaryota, Fungi, Basidiomycota, Tremellomycetes, Tremellales, Bulleribasidiaceae. The transcript is spliced from 4 exons. Gene Ontology annotation, cellular component: mitochondrial large ribosomal subunit. Gene Ontology annotation, molecular function: structural constituent of ribosome. Gene Ontology annotation, biological process: mitochondrial translation. The record is from RefSeq and is a predicted model, not a curated record. The coding region runs from base 1 to 459 and encodes 152 amino acids.